Messenger RNA from Lampris incognitus (smalleye Pacific opah), 693 nucleotides. RefSeq names its product T-box transcription factor 19 (gene tbx19). Gene Ontology annotation, molecular function: RNA polymerase II cis-regulatory region sequence-specific DNA binding; DNA-binding transcription factor activity, RNA polymerase II-specific. Bases 1 to 693 code for a protein of 230 amino acids. Gene Ontology annotation, cellular component: nucleus. The transcript is spliced from 4 exons. The record is from RefSeq and is a predicted model, not a curated record. NCBI's taxonomy places the organism in Eukaryota, Metazoa, Chordata, Actinopteri, Lampriformes, Lampridae. Gene Ontology annotation, biological process: mesoderm formation; regulation of transcription by RNA polymerase II; heart morphogenesis.
AUGAAGGAGGAAGUGCCGCCCGACGCUUCCGCCGGGACGUCCUCCUCCAGGCCCGCGGACCACUGCGUCUCGCGCCUGCUCAGCGCCGUGGAGAGCGAGCUACAGGCAGGGCGCGAGAAGGGAGACCCCACCGAGAGACGGCUCCGCGUGACGCUGGAGGACAGCCAGCUGUGGCGGAAGUUUGAUGACGUCACCAACGAGAUGAUCGUCACCAAGAGCGGCAGACGUAUGUUUCCUGUGCUGAAGGUCAGUGUGUCGGGCCUGGACCCCAGUGCCAUGUACUCCCUCCUGCUGGACUUCGUAGCGAGUGAUACCUGCCGCUGGAAGUAUGUGAACGGGGAGUGGGUGGCGGCGGGGAAGGCAGAUGGGCGGAGUCAGGGGGGGGUGUACAUCCAUCCUGACUCUCCCAACUUUGGAGCUCAUUGGAUGAAAGCAGUGGUGACCUUCAACAAGGUCAAACUGACCAACAAGGUCAACGGAGGAGGACAGAUCAUGUUGAAUUCCCUCCAUAAAUACGAGCCCCACCUCCACAUCGUCAGAGUUGGCCCCACCCAUCACCACCUGGUGUCAAAGGUCACCUUCAGUGAGACGCAGUUCAUUGCUGUAACUGCUUAUCAGAAUGAAGAGAUUACCGCUCUGAAGAUCAAAUAUAACCCCUUUGCCAAAGCCUUCCUGGAUGCCAAGGAGAGGUAG